AUGUCGGGCAAGUCAUAUGCUGAUAAUAAUGUUCGUUUUGUUGUUGUUUAUUUAGCGGAUGCCAGCUUUGUGGAAAUCCAGAGUUCCCCGUCGGCUUUAGUGGGUUCCACGGUUAAUUUUACAGCUACACUUUACGAUGAAAAGGGUAAAAUUUCGCCAAAAGAUGAUUAUCGUUAUACAUGGAGGGACGAUGCCAAUCCCCAACAUAAAGGUCAAUUUGUAUCAACAUUCCCCACAAACACCUGGUCCAUAGAAUAUCCCAAAAAUAAAACACGCUAUGGCAAAUAUCAUGUAACCGUUGAAGUGGAAAAGAAAAUAUGGUUUUGGUAUACCUUAGCCACGGCAACGGUGGCUAUCGAAGUAACCGAUACAUUGGGUGGACAGCUGCAGUUGAUACAAGACGGAAGGGAACGGACCACACAAUAUGUUUCCACAAAGGGUUUGGUUAAUCACACCAUUGAUUUGCCCAUAGAAGAGCGGACAUAUCUGAUGGAGAAUGCAACCUAUAUACAGACAUAUUGGUUUCAGAAUUGCACCUAUCUUGGUGUGUCCGAUGGUCUACAUUAUCAGGCAGAAUAUAAAGAUCCUGAACAAUAUUAUGAUAUUGAAGCUUUGGUGGUGGUGUCAUUUGAAAAAUUACCCGAUCCAGUAACUACGACGACUACAACAACUACCACGACGACCACUACAACAACAACUACCACUACGACGACAACAACACCGAAACCUACAACACCCACCACCACAACGAGUACCACAACCACAACGAGUACACCCAAACCUGCAACUAAGACGAAAAGGGAUAUCUCCUCUGCAGAAGCUUCCAAAGAAAUUGCUCAAAUGGCCCAUGCUAAUGCAGCAUUGUUGGGUUUAAAUCUCACCGCCGCAUUGCAGCAAGAAAACAAAAAUCACAAUCCCCUGAAUGUGUCGGCUGCCUUGAUCAAUCCCAAAUUGAUGUCCAGUUCGAAUAGAAAAAUUCAAUACUACAAUCUUUUACCCAAGACGACAUAUGGCACCGAUGAAGAACCACCUUUCAAUUGUGUCAAUAAAUCCAUUGUUGCCAAGGAUCCAAUGAAGGUGUAUGGCUAUUAUCGUCGGCAAAUUAUAACGAAAUCACCCAUUAGCAACGUUUCGGUUAGUGGCCAAAAUUGGCUGCAACACGGUGACCUAUUGAAUUUGGAAAUAAAAUGUAAAGGAUCUUCGAAAGUUCAGUAUUGUGUGCUAGUUUUCGAUGCUCCCUAUAAUGCCACAGGAAAUGAAACAUGCAAAUUUUAUUAUGACGCUGAUAAUUGUGAAUUUAAAUUUUAUCGCUAUUAUGGCGAAAGUAAAACCCUGCUGUUCUUUAUAAAGAAUGAUGUUUCGGAAACUGUUAAUCAGUUUACAUUUAACCUCUACGAAGCCAAAAAACAAUCCCAAUUAUCGGUGGUCGUUGUACCUGUAUCCUUUACAUUAGUUGCUAUAAUUCUGGUAGUAUUUGGUGUUUCAUAUUAUUUACAGAGUCGAAAUCGCUUUAAUGUUGAAGUGGCCGAUUUUAAUUUCGGUGAAACACAAUCUGUCGAUAUGGAAUACAAGACAUUCCAACAGCGUCUAAUCGAUAGCAUACGUGAUGUGUUGCCAUCACGACGACGUUUCUCUAAUUCCAGUUCAGAUUUAGGACCAGAACCUGAUAGUCCUGGCGUGGGUAUUGAUAGUAAUUUGCGUUAUAAUACAAUGAAUUAAAAAUCAU
Molecule: messenger RNA, 1726 nt
Organism: Musca vetustissima
Lineage: Eukaryota; Metazoa; Arthropoda; Insecta; Diptera; Muscidae
Exons: 7
Coding region: 1-1719 (572 amino acids)
Source: RefSeq, a predicted model, not a curated record